Monodelphis domestica (gray short-tailed opossum) is the source of this 2512-nucleotide messenger RNA. It is a transcript of the gene ARFGAP3, whose product is annotated as ARF GTPase activating protein 3. Gene Ontology annotation, biological process: COPI coating of Golgi vesicle. NCBI's taxonomy places the organism in Eukaryota, Metazoa, Chordata, Mammalia, Didelphimorphia, Didelphidae. Gene Ontology annotation, molecular function: GTPase activator activity. The record is from RefSeq and is a predicted model, not a curated record.
GCCGCGGCAGCCAGUCAGGUCGCGGGCGCUGGGAGGAGGAGGCGGCGCCGGAGGAGGCGGGGGGGCCCCCGCAGCCCCGCCCUGGGCCCCCAGGGCUCGCCGUCUCGUCUGGGGCCGCCGCUACCGCCGUCGCCACCACUCCCGUUGACGCCAGUGCUGCUGCUGCUGCCGCCCUGCCCCGCCGAGGCCAUGGCAGAACCAAGCAAGCAGGACAUCGCAGCCGUGUUCAGGCGUCUCCGCUCCGUGCCGCCCAAUAAGGUGUGUUUUGACUGUGGUGCCAAAAAUCCCAGCUGGGCCAGCAUCACGUAUGGGGUGUUUCUCUGUAUCGAUUGCUCAGGCACUCAUCGGUCUCUUGGGGUUCACCUGAGCUUUAUUCGGUCUACCGAAUUGGACUCCAGCUGGUCUUGGUUUCAGCUGAGAUGCAUGCAAGUUGGAGGGAAUUCCAGUGCUUCUUCCUUCUUCCACCAACAUGGCUGUACAACAAAUGAUACCAACGCCAAGUAUAAUAGUCGUGCUGCUCAGCUUUACAGGGAGAAGAUUAGAUCUCUUGCCUCCCAAGCUGCCCGGAAGCAUGGUACUGAUUUGUGGCUGGAAAGCUGUGCAGUGCCGCCAUCCUCGCCCCAACAGAAAGAGGAAGAUUUCUUUGCAUCCCACGCUUCUCCCAAGGUUGGCGACCCAGAGUGGGCAUCAGCACAGCCAGAGCCACUUUCUGUAGGGCCAAGUUCUUCAGAAACCAUACCAGAACGGAGCGCAGGUGGACCAGAGCAAGGACCAAGUGUUGAUGGCCUGAGCAUCUCACCCAAAGCUUCAUUAGAUGUUUCCUCUCUCAUAAAAAAGAAACCAACUCAAGCUAAAAAGGGGCUUGGAGGUAAAAAAGGAGGUUUGGGGGCCCAAAAAGUGAGCGCCACGAGCUUCAGUGACAUCGAAAAGCAAGCCCAGGCUGUGGAGAAGAGGAAGGAGCAGGACGAGCUCCAGGCGUCCAGGGAAGAGCCCAUAGUGUCGUCGUUACGAUUAGCCUACAAGGACCUGGAGAUUCAGAUGAAGAAAGACGAGAAGAUGAAUUUUGGUGGUAAAAAGAAGAUCGAGUCCGAGAGGCUUGGCAUGGGCUUUGGGAAUACCCGAAGUGGGAUUUCCCACUCUGUGACUUCAGACAUGCAGACCAUAGAACAGGAGACGCCCACUCCGGCCAAACCCAGGAAGAAGUACGGUGAUGACAAGGAGGAUUCCUAUUUCACCUCAUCCAGUGCAAGGUACUUUGAAGACCCUGCUGAGACAAGAAGCAGCUCCAUCAUUAAAUGGGACGACAGCUCAGACCUGUUUUGGAAGAACGAGCCUUUCAGAGAUACAGAAACCAUCCUGAGCCCAAAAGGGAUGGGCUACGCUGACAGACCUACUUCGCGUCGCAAGCCUGAUUAUGAGCCAGCUGGAAAUACAGAUGAGGCACAAAAAAAAUUUGGCAACGUCAAAGCAAUCUCAUCAGACAUGUAUUUUGGAAGACAGGAACAGGCUGAUUAUGAAACAAGGGCUCGGCUGGAGAGACUCUCUGGAAGCUCCUCCAUAAGUUCAGCUGACUUGUUUGAUGAGCAGAGGAAACAAUCCUCAGGAAACUACAACCUUAGCAACGUCCUGCCGAAUGCCCCGGACAUAACGCAGUUCAAACAAGGAGUGAGAUCAGUGGCCGGGAAGCUCUCGGUCCUGGCCAACGGAGUCAUGACGUCCAUUCAGGAUCGCUACGGUUCCUAAUCACCCGGCCCGCCACGAGGACGCUGCCCUCGGCGUCCCACUUGUCCCUCAGCCCGGGCCGAGAGUCCGGCCGCCUUUCUGCCGAGCUGGGGCUUCGGGGAUUCGCUUUCUUUUUGAGAAAUUCUUUUUCUUGCUGUAGUAGAAGCAUUUAGUAAUUCCUGUUAAUUUAUGGUCCACUUUGAUUCCCUGCCCUGGCCCUCCCUGGGCAGCCCCUUCUGGGGUGCCAGGGGCCCCUCCGCCUCCCAAGCCAACCUCCCUUCUGCCCAGAGCCGGCCCGGCCUUCCCUCCAAGGGGCUCUCGAGGCCCCCCCCCAGGCGGUGCUGGACGGGUUCCUCCAUCCCGUGUCCGUUCCCCAAGGGAUGGGAAGACUAUAUUGACAACAUUGUUUCCCUUUUAAAUUUGUUAACUUUGUAUGAAAUACAGAAUUUUUUAAACUUUCCAAUGAGUGCAUUAAAUACACAUUUCCGAUUUCCUGUAGCUGCAGGAAGGGCUUCCUCCUGCCGCUGGCUGGCUUGCGAGGCGGGGCGGGGCGACAGGUGGAGCCGGGGACCUCCGGGCCAGAAGGGGUCGGGGGACAGUCGGGGUGGGGCUUCCCCGAAUCCUGGGCUUCAGCCAAUCACAGAUCACGAACAAAGGAAGCCCCCGUAGGCCGGUGGUAGUUUGGGGAACCCGAACGUGGCUUCAGCCCAAUGUGGGGUGAAUCUCUUUCUUGAAAUGAUAAGAUCUCAGAUUUGUAAACUUCUCAAGCUAAUAAAGAUUUGCAACAGAC